CGGAUUUGGUAUGGGUGAAGGUAAUGUAUAUAAUGUUUCUUUUGUUCACAUAGUAUAGUCAAUAAUAGUAAAUUGAUUAGUAGUAUCGCUAAUAGUCAAGUAACUCGGUAUCGUUAUGUAUUUAUUUUAUCUUAACAAAAUAUAUAUGUACGUAUAUUUAUUGAAUAUUAUAUAGGUAUGCCGCCAGAUUUCGGUGGGCCUGAUAUGGAUAUACCAAUGAGUGGCCCUGGCGGUCCUCCGGGUAUGCCUCGACCUCCGUUUAUGAAUCCAACAGGCUUCCCGGGCACAUUUCCUCCAGAAGAAAUGUUUGGUGGUAUGGGCGGACCGUUCCCGGGUAUACCUCCUCAAGAUAUAAUGCAAUUUGGUGGCCCUGGAGGUCCUAUAUCGUUUAACCCACGGGGCGGGUUCGGUGGCCGGGGCGGACGUGGUGGAAUGAUGAUGCGAGGUGGCAAGAUCUUUACAGGUCGACGAAGAAGCAUGGAUAUAGAUAAUCAUAACAAUAGCAUCCACUCCAACAAAAAGCAUCGACAUGAUGGCGAAGAAGAGGGUGGCGCACGAAGAGGAGGAGGAGAUGAUAAUGAACGAUCGGAUCAACAAAAGGGCGUCGAUAUGGCUGGUCCUGAUGAAGCGAUUCCUACUGCUCCACGUGCUGAACGGGAGAGGUAUGCACAUCAUCAAAAAAGCAGCAGCAGCGGUGGUGGUGAUGCUAUCGUUGGAGGCAGCAGUAUCAGAUAUCGAAGCAGCAGUAGCAGACAUCACAGUAGCAGACGGUCGAGAUCGCCCGGCUCGCGCUCUCGGUCACCUCGAAGAGAUAGUCAUCGUAGUAGCCGCCGAAGAUCGCGUAGCCGAACAUCACGUUCCAGAUCACCUAGUGGUGCAGCCAAUGCCCCUUCGUCUUCUCAUAAGAACAGUAGCAGCAAGCGCGAAAGCCGGAGCCGCAGACGUUCAACAAGCCGCUCACGAUCUCCGUCCAAAUCCAGAGAACGACACACUUCUUCCAGAUCAUCUCAUCGUAGUUCAAGACACCAUUCAUCAAAGUAUCGGGACAGAGGCCACGAAAAGGACAAAAGUCGAGAGAGAAGCCGACGACGUGAGACGGAGGACAGGGAUAAAAGUCGAGACAAGAGUAGUAGAAGACGUGAUCGCGAUAGGCGAUAAGAUCGGAAGAGGUGUUUUAAUCAUUGCUUGAUUGGCGCUUUUAUAUCAUCUUACUUUUGCAUCAAAUGUACUUUUUUCUUUCUCUUUUAUACUUAAUUCCUUUGCUCAAAUCUCAAAUAAAGCGUGUCCUUUUUCUCCACGAUCUUUUAUCCUUACUUUUGAGCUAGCAACAUGUUAGCUGGUAACUGGUUGUUGUGUUGUCAUCUUGCUAUUCGACGAACGUAACACAAGAAAGAAAGAACUUUAUCUCGAGUCCUUUAAUUCAAACA
This is a messenger RNA of Zychaea mexicana, 1427 nucleotides long. RefSeq lists its product as uncharacterized. The transcript is spliced from 2 exons. NCBI's taxonomy places the organism in Eukaryota, Fungi, Mucoromycota, Mucoromycetes, Mucorales, Lichtheimiaceae. Bases 178 to 1158 code for a protein of 326 amino acids. The record is from RefSeq and is a predicted model, not a curated record.